This is a messenger RNA of Lycium ferocissimum, 765 nucleotides long. RefSeq lists its product as uncharacterized. The record is from RefSeq and is a predicted model, not a curated record. NCBI's taxonomy places the organism in Eukaryota, Viridiplantae, Streptophyta, Magnoliopsida, Solanales, Solanaceae. The transcript has a single exon. The coding region runs from base 43 to 666 and encodes 207 amino acids.
AAGACAACCCCAUCAAAGAAAAAAUCUACUUUUAAUUUUUUCAUGGAGAGUACUCAAGAUUUUUCAUCUAUUAAUUGUGAAAUACAAAUCAUAAGAGCAAGGAACAUAGAACAAAGUUUAUUAAGAAACAGCAACUUGUUUGUUAGAUGUUAUCUUCCAACAGGAAACAACCAAAGAGUUAAGCUUAACACCCAAGAAAUCUCAUCAAAAUCAGACUUGUUUUGGGAUGAAUUUUUCUCAUUGGAUUGCAUGGGAAAUCAAGACUCCUUUAACAUGCUGAAGAGAGGAACAGUCCUUUUCGAGCUCCGGUCAAGAAAAUAUCAUUCAGUUUUUGGGAAAAAUAUUGGUGGCUCACAACUCUUGGGUAGAGUUGAAAUUCCAUGGGAAAAAGUAUUUGAGUCAACAAAAAUGGAGAUAGAGGAGUGGGUAAUAUUCAUGGCAACUUCUAAGAAAAAUAUUGAAGAUGUGAAACCUCCAGCAGUGAAGAUAGCAAUGAAGGUCAAAGUAAAUGAGGCAACAAAAGUUAGGAAUAAUAAUAAUAGAUUGAGAAGAUCAUUGGAUGAGUCAUGUACUUGCAAGGGUUAUUGUGGGUGCAAUAGUAAUAGUAUUUUCAGUGCUGAUGAUUAUGAAAUAUUUGCACUUGGAGUUGCUUUAGAUGCCCUUUAAUUUGGUUUGGAUUAAAUUUUUUAGUGAUUUUCUUGCAUUAGUUAUAUUCUUGUAUGUUUUGUAGUUUUGGUAGAAUACAAAGAUUUUUAUCUUCGCAGA